GGAGAAGUGACUUUUUUUUUACCGCGGAAGGCCAACCACCAAAAUCAGUGGGGUAAAUGUCAGGGUCAUUUACCGAGGUUUUAUUAAAUCUCACCUAACAACAUACAAGUACCGAGAGGGGGACCAAACCUAUACCUCUCCGAAGCAACACAAAAAGUAAACAACAACCGGGAUGAAAAAUGAAAUCCACUUAACUAAAUUAUAAUCGCAACGACGGAAUGCCGUAAUAAUCCAUGUAAUAGGCCCUGCGGGCUUCAAUAGGUAGUUCAUUUGGGCCCAAGUAAAUCGAAACAAUACCCGUAUUAGCCUUAGCUAAGUAAUGAGCUGUGCAGUUGGCUUCCCUCAUAGUAUGUCCGAAAAUUAGACCUUUACUAUCUGCAAGCUGUGUAAUUUCCAAAACCAAAUCCCUCCAUCGUCUAACCUGAUCUUGCUUCAAUAAAUCGACCAGCAUCAGACAAUCAGUUUCCACCUGAAACCUGUCAAAGCCGUGCCGCACCAUCCACUUCGAAGCCUCCGCCACCGUCUUCAGUUCAGCCUCCAGAGCAGAUGUAGCUUCAAUCGGAAAGCUUAUCGCGGCUACUAUUCCUCCCCCGGAAUCUCUGAGUAUAGCUCUGCCCUUCGAAUUAACAGAUGAGUAACUCGCAUCCGUGUUUAAUUUAAAGUUGCCUCUACUUCUCUUCCAUUUAAUAAUCUGAACUGGAUUCUUCUUCAGCUUAAAUCCAACUGGAAUUAGGCGUUCUUCCAUUAACACGUUAUCCCUCAUCUGAGUCUUACCUAAGGACAAGCAUUGAACCCAUUUGUUUGUAUACCCCUUAAUUAAUUUUAUCAUGCUGUCAGCGUUAGGGAUUGUUCCCCCCUCUCCUCAAAUCUGAUUAGCAUAAACUUUCCAAACAUGCCAGCAAAUGAUUCCAGGUAGGCAAUGCUUAAAAAUAUCUGCCAAGUCUUUGGUCCCUGCCUUGAACCACCACUUGCGAAACAUUUGAGAAAUGGUUUCUAUGGGAUUAGGAUAAAAUAUACCCAUAAUUCCCAUAAAGUAUUGCCAGAUGGGCCUAAUCCUUUCACAUUUCAGGAAAAUGUGCUCCAGCUUAUCCUCUUCCUUUUUACACAACGAGCAUCUGGAUGGGUUAAUUACAAGAUUAAAUCUUGCCAGUUGUUCAUUAACAGGUCAACAAACCAGAAGGAUCUUCAGUACAUAAUGAGGAGGCAUACUCAUGCACAAAGCAAAUUCUUCUCCAAAUUGGUGAAUCCGUAAUUUUAGGAGUCAUAUCCCCUCCUCUAUCAUACCUGUUUCUGAUAAACUCAGUCCAUAGGGUGUCUCCUGUUUUCCAUUUCCACCACAGCUUAAGUGUGAAAGCCUUCUCAAUAUCAGUCAAAGAUCUUAUUCCCAACCCUCCUUCUUCUUUAGGAAAACAAAGUUUAUCCCACUUUAGCCAGUGAAAUUUGUUCUUAUUAUGAGAUGCCCCCAAAAGAAGCUAGUCAUCUUACUGUUUAGUAUACUAAUGACCUUUCUUGGAAGUGUAUCAACUGCCAGAAUGUGCAGUGGCAUGGCAUUAAGAACAUGUUGAAUUAAAAUUAACCUCCCUCCUUGUGACAGGUUCUUUUGCCUCCAACUUGUCAGCUUCCUUUCAAAUUGCCUUAUAAUAGGGCCACAAUAGUGAAAUCUAUUAAUACCUUUAUGAAGGUUCACCCCUAGAUAUUUUAGA
This is a messenger RNA of Cuscuta epithymum, 1703 nucleotides long. The record is from the annotation of a GenBank genome assembly. NCBI's taxonomy places the organism in Eukaryota, Viridiplantae, Streptophyta, Magnoliopsida, Solanales, Convolvulaceae.